UGACUGAAAUCGGACGUCUUCAUCGGACUAGCUUGCCGAUUCGCCUAACGGGCUGCCAGUCACCGCUGCCCCGCCUUUUCAUAUUGCAGCAUGGAGGAUAGAAUGUAAAAAAUCUAGAUACUGUGAAGCGAGCAAGGAGGGUGAUCUUCCAAAUUACAAAGACUCCCCCCCUGGAAAAGAUCACAACAAAAGGGACUGGCAACUCUGGCCCUUCCAGACCAGUGAUGCACGAUGCCCAUAGUGGACAAACUGAAAGAGGCUCUGAAGCCGGGUCGGAAGGACUCUGCUGACGACGGCGAUCUCAACAAGCUCCUAGCGUCCUCCGCAAAGAAGGUGCUGCUGCAGAAGAUAGAGUUUGAGCCUGCCAGCAAAGGCUUCUCCUACCAGCUGGAGGCACUCAAGAGCAAGUAUGUCAUCCUCAACCCCAAAUCUGAGGGAGCGACAGGACAGAGGCCCACAGAUGUGAUCCAGAUCAAAAAACAAGUCUCAGAGAAUGCGAGUGGGGGGCACAGCGAUGGCAUCCCUGCCCCUCACAAGAUGCUGUUCCCGAGGAACAGGCUGUCCAUGAAGUGGGAGCGAGUUUAUCGGGUUGGAGCCGGCCUCCACAACCUGGGUAACACCUGCUUCCUCAACUCCACUGUGCAGUGUCUUACCUACACCCCACCACUAGCCAACUACCUCCUGUCCAAGGAGCACAGCAGAGCAUGUCACCAGUCUGGGUUUUGUAUGAUGUGCAUUAUGGAAAACCACUUAAUCCAGGCUUUCGCCAACACUGGCAACGCCAUCAAACCAGUCUCCUUCAUCAGAGACCUGAAAAAAAUUGCCAGACAUUUCCGCUUCGGGAGUCAGGAGGACGCACAUGAAUUCCUGCGCUACACCAUUGAUGCUAUGCAGAAAGCCUGCCUUAACGGUUACACCAAAUUAGACAGACAAACACAGGCUACCACUUUAGUCCAUCAGAUAUUUGGAGGUUACCUCAGGUCAAGAGUCAAGUGUUCCGUUUGCAAAAGCGUGUCGGAUACCUACGACCCUUAUCUGGACAUAGCGGUUGAGAUCCGGCAAGCUCCAAACAUUGUCAGAGCUCUCGAGCUGUUUGUGAAGCCAGAUGUCCUGAUUGGAGAGAACGCCUAUAUGUGUGCAAAGUGCAAGAAAAAAGUGCCAGCGUCUAAACGGUUUACGGUUCAUCGGCCGUCCAACGUCUUAACCUUGUCUCUCAAGAGGUUUGCGAACUUCAGCGGAGGCAAGAUCACCAAGGAUGUUGGUUACCCCGAAUUCUUGAAUAUCCGCCCAUACAUGUCCCAGAGCUCCGGGGACCCUGUUAUGUAUGGACUGUACGCUGUUCUGGUGCAUUCUGGAUAUAGCUGCCACGCUGGUCACUACUACUGCUAUGUUAAGGCCAGCAGUGGACAGUGGUACCAAAUGAAUGAUUCCGUGGUGCAUGCCAGCAAUAUCAAAGUUGUUCUCAACCAGCAGGCCUAUGUUCUGUUUUAUCUAAGAAUCCCAGAUUCAAAGAAGAGCUUGGAUGGUCUCGGGUCUAAGCAGAGCUCAAUCCAGUCUGGUAGGAACAGCAUGACACCAGAACUAACAAAGAAAUCCCCUCUUAAUGGAACUCUUUCUUCACCGCAAGUAGGGAAGAAACUGGAGUCCCCGCAGUUGAGGAAGAUCCAGGCUACUGAUGGAGUUGGUAUUCCGGUCCCCCGUAACGGCACCAGCCAGUCCCCGAAGCUCUCGCAGGGCUCCCAGUCCCCCAGGACCCCCUCCAAGCCUUCCAACGCCCCUGCUGUGAUCGACGAGCCGAUGAAAAAGGUGAAGAAGCCAUCGCCGCCACUUCAGGCACGGGGCAGUCAUGGGCCGGUUGUUAAUGGUACCGGUGGAGGCAGGCCUGAGAGCGACAAACGAUACGGGUCUGAGAGCCGGGGCCUGGCCAUGUCUACCUCAAUGAAAUCACUGUCGGAGGCAACUGCAAAGGGGCAGGAUCAGAAGGAUUUGGACCCUGGUGAAUCCCAUCGCAAGGAGAAGGGGAGCCCUCGUGGCAUUCCCAAUGGAGACACCCCCACAAGGAACUGUUUGAACGGAUUUCAGUCAACCAGUCGAGGGACACCAACCCACGCUGCCACCAAUGGCAAGGGAGCUGAUCUGAGUGGUACAGAGGAGCAGAAGAUGGUGGUGAAGUUAAAACCCCAAGCCCUGAUGAACGUCUCCUCCGAACCCACCAGCACCAUGUCGCCCCCGCCUGCCAAGAAGCUGGCACUCUCAGCUAAGAAGGCGGACAGCUCCCUCCAGACACCGAGCGGCAGUGAGCCUCAGUUCUCUCCACGCCAUCCGUCCAGCAAUCCCCCUCAUCCAGUGAAACACCAACACCUCACCUCCUCAUCGCCAGCACACAAGAACAGGGUUCUCCCAUCCCAUUCUCUCAAAUUGCAGACUCCAUCUAAAUUAGGAUUAGGCUCUGCAUGUAGUAAUAGUAGAAACCCCAAGAAAAUGUCAGUUUCCUUUGAAUCUGAUUCACUGAACUCGCAGCGGCCCUCUUCCUCCCACCUCAACGGAUUUGCAGCCACAGCUAUGGUGCUCCACAGCCCAUCUGGCCCUGACUCCAAGGCACCAGUCGAACCCGGGACUGCUUCAGAAACUCUUCCCGCUGGUACCUUGGAGCCUGAAUCCAGCCUUAACCGCAAAAGAAAAAAGAAGAAACAUAAACGCAAAUCAGAGGGAGUGGGAGAGGAGUGCCCACCACCAGAGCCUGAGGUAUCUGCAGAGGCCAGCUGCGAGGAAGCGACAGAGGUCCCUCACAAACAGAAGAAGAAAAAGAGGAAAAGGAGGAGGGACGAGGAGUCAGGGGCAACGGACCCUCUCAGGACAAGCGUGCACACUCACCUGGAGGAGAAGGAAGAGGACUGGAGUCUCGCUGGAGCAUGGAGCAUCACUACGUGCACACAGCACAGUGAGAAAGGUGAGCCCGAACACACGGCCAGACAGGGCGACGCUUCAGGAGAAUCUACCUUGCACAGUCCUGGAGGAACGGCAACGAGAGUCAAAAAGAAGAAAAAGAAGCAAAGCGAGAAACACAGAGAGACAACUGUAGAAGAAAUGGUUCCAGAGCCUGUGUUGGAAAGCUCGAUACUGGAGGACCAACAACCAGCAAUGAACACGGAUGAACUGACAGAAUCAAAAAAGAAGAAAAAGAAGCACAAAAAAGAAAGGGAGGACAAAAUCAAGGAAAGGAGGAAGAGAAAGAGGAGUGUGAGUGACGAGGAAGAUGCUGGUUUCGAUCCCAUUCCAGUGGAGCACACUGUUAACGGGGAAAGAGACAGAGAAGCCAAACAAGCUGCAGUCUUCGUUUGGGACAGCCAGGUUCAGGAUGGUUAUAAACGUACAGUGAACGCUCCCACGUCGGAGAGCACUUGCCCAGCUCCAAAGCCUUCUAGUCUUGCCUGGGAUGGCAAAAAAGGGUCCAGUGUGGUGGAUGAGCUUCUUAAACACUCCAUGGAUAAGGCAUAUGGAACAGAAGUCCUGACUUGGGAGGGGGCUCUGUCUGCUGUCAGCCGGGAUGCUAUUGAGGAUGCUAGAUCUGCUAAAAACGACACUGUGAUUGAUGAAUGGGACGAAGAUUUUGACACCGGAAAGGUUAAGAAAAUUAAAUUUAAAAAGGAGAAAAAGAGAAACUUCAACGUCUUCCAGAAAAUGCAGACCCAUCGUAAUUUCUGGUCGGCCACCCAUCCAGGGAAGUUUGCCAGCCUCGGUUACCGAUACUGAACUGGGAGGUUCGGGUAAAACAUAUACCUUUAAGAAUAUGGAAUAAUGAAGGGAUCAUACAGGGAUUCGGCAACGAGCAUCUGUAGAAGAUUUUGAGUCUCCUCCAUGCGAUGCAGUGAAUGUGAAAAUCAAACAUCAUUGUCAUUAUCCUCCUCCGUGUCUAAUGCUGUCUGGAGGCCUGAAGCUUCUCUGAACCAAAGGAAGGCUGGAAGCCAUAAGAGGACCGUACUGAACUGUAACUCACUGCGUGGCAUGCCAGCCAGCCGCUGCUGUGAAACAGUGUGUACAAACUGCUAGGUGCAGGGGUUCAUUUUUGAUUAAAUUCUAUUUUGACUCUGGGUCUGUUUUAGUAGAAUGUAUACCAAGUACAAAACCACUUCUUUACUAUUCUGCUAUCUUUAUAUUGAAGAAUAUAUGAACACAGUAGUGGUUCAGUGGUAAAGCCGUAAUGUUUUAGUGGCUUGUACUAAAUAACUGUAAUUAUAAAUGUAUAUGUUUGGUUUUCAUA
Molecule: messenger RNA, 4261 nt
Organism: Acipenser ruthenus (sterlet)
Lineage: Eukaryota; Metazoa; Chordata; Actinopteri; Acipenseriformes; Acipenseridae
Gene: usp36
Product: ubiquitin specific peptidase 36
Exons: 22
Coding region: 232-3753 (1173 amino acids)
Biological process (GO): protein deubiquitination; regulation of apoptotic process
Cellular component (GO): cytosol; nucleus
Molecular function (GO): cysteine-type endopeptidase activity; cysteine-type deubiquitinase activity
Source: RefSeq, a predicted model, not a curated record